Messenger RNA from Charadrius vociferus (killdeer), 4647 nucleotides. Its product is annotated as epiplakin-like. The transcript is spliced from 6 exons. The record is from RefSeq and is a predicted model, not a curated record. NCBI's taxonomy places the organism in Eukaryota, Metazoa, Chordata, Aves, Charadriiformes, Charadriidae. Gene Ontology annotation, biological process: intermediate filament bundle assembly; wound healing. Gene Ontology annotation, molecular function: keratin filament binding; structural molecule activity. Gene Ontology annotation, cellular component: keratin filament; cell junction; cytoplasm.
AUGUCUUUUGUGGUGUGUGAGGUGCAGCCGAAGGGGCAGGAGCUGCUGGGGCAGGCGCGGGCCGGGAGCCUGGCGCUGGACGAGCUGGCAAGGCGCCUCACCGUCCUCAUCGAGGAGGCGGCGGAGCGCAGCAGCAACGUCAAAUUCCCGGGCCUCAGGAGGCAGGUGACCGCCUCGGACCUGCUGGACUCGGGCAUCAUCGACAAGGACACGCUGGCCGACCUCGUCCAGGGCUCCAAGACGGUGGAGGAGGUGACGGAAAUGGCCUCCGUCAAGCGCUACCUGGACGGCACGGGCUGCAUCGCCGGCGUGCUGGUGCCCUCCAAGGACCACCCCGCCAAGAUGGAGAAGAUGAGCAUCUACCAGGCCAUGUGGAAGGGCAUCCUGAGGCAGGGCACGGCCCUGGUGCUGCUGGAGGCGCAGGCUGCCACCGGCUUCCUCGUUGACCCGCUCACCAGCAAGAAGCUCUCCGUGGACGAGGCCGUCUCCUCCGGGCUGGUGGGCAGCGAGCUGCACGAGAAGCUCCUGUCGGCCGAGAGGGCCGUCACGGGCUACACCGACCCCUACACCGGCGACCAGAUCUCCCUCUUCCAGGCCAUGAAGAAGGAGCUCAUCGUCAAGGAGCACGGCAUACGCCUCCUCGAGGCCCAGAUCGCCACCGGCGGCAUCAUCGACCCCGUGCACAGCCACCGCCUCCCCGUGGAGGUGGCCUACCGGCGCGGCUACUUUGACCAGGAGAUGAGCCAGAUCCUCUCCGACCCCACCGACGACACCAAGGGCUUCUUCGACCCCAACACCCACGAGAACCUCACCUACAUGCAGCUCCUCCGCCGCUGCGUGCCCGACCCGGACACGGGGCUGCUCAUGCUCCAGCUCAUGGACAAGGGCUCCGUCCUCUACCAGCUCACCGAGGACGCCCGCAAAGCCCUGCAGGCCGCCCGCACCACCCUCAGCGUGGGGCUCUUCCAGGGCCAGAGCGUCACCGUCUGGGAGCUCCUCUUCUCCCGCUACGUCCCCGACCACCGCCGCCAGGACCUCCUCCGCAAGUACAAGGCGGGGACGCUCACCAUCUCGGAGAUGAUCGCCCUCCUCACCGCCAUCAUCACCGGGAGUGUGAGGAGGUAAUUGCAGGGCACAGGCAGCAUUGGCGGGGUGUUCAUAGAAGCAUCCACAAAGAAGAUGACCUUUUACGAUGCCAUGAAAAACAAUCUUCUCCUCCCUGGGGCUGCUCUGAGGCUGCUAGAAGCUCAGGCAGCCACAGGAGACCUAACUGACCCGGCAACAAACCAGAGACUCAGCGUGAGGGAUGCCGUGAAAGCAGCUGUUGUUGGCGAAGAGCUCACCGAGAAACUCCUUCUCGCUGAGAGGGCGGUGACUGGCUACACAGACCCCUACACGGGGAGUUCCAUCUCACUAUGCCAAGCGCUCAGGAAAGAGCUGAUUCCCCUGGGAGACGCUGUUCCCUUGCUAGAGGCCCAGCUGGCCACAGGAGGGGUCAUUGAUCCCAUUCACCACCAUCAUCUUCCACUCCAGGCCGCGUGCAGGUAUGGCUUCUACGAUGAGGACCUGAACCAAACCCUCUCUCAGCUGAAUGACAGCACCAAAAUCUUCUUUGAUCCAAACACAAAGGAGAACGUGACCUACCAGCAGCUGAAGGACAGAUGCAUUCAGGAGGCUGAGUCAGGUGUCUGGCUCCUUCCUCUCUCAGAAGAUGCCAUGUUCUGUGUGGAUGAACAAACCAUGGAGGUGCUGAAAUCUGUGACAGUUUGUGUCAACAUAGGGAGGUUCAAAGGACAGACUGUGUCAGUCUGGGACCUUCUCAACUCUGAAUACCUCUCAGACAGCAAGAGAAGAGAGCUAGUGCAGAAGUACAAAGAUGAGAAUACUGAAGUGCUACACGAAAUCGUAACAAUUGUCACCACAAUCAUCAAAGAGACUGAGACACAUGGCAAGAAGUUUGCAUUCAAGGGCCUGCGGAAAAGAGUAUCCGCCAGUGACCUCUUCCAGUCUCAACUGAUAGACAAAAAAACCCUCGAUGAGCUCAACCAGGGGAAGAAAACAGUCAAAGAAGUCACUGAAAUGGACUCUGUCCGCAGGUACCUGGAGGGCAGCAAUUUCAUAGCAGGGGUCCUUAUACAGCCAAGCAAUGAGAAGAUGGGCAUCUACCAGGCCAUGCGGAAGGGCAUCCUGAGACCAGGGACAGCACUGGUGCUGCUGGAGGCACAGGCUGCCACCGGCUACAUCAUCGACCCAGAGAAAAACAAGAAGUUUUCAGUGGAGGAAGCAUUAACUGCAGGUCUAAUUGGAGGGGAGAUUUUUGAAAAGCUACUGUGUGCAGAAAGAGCCGUGACGGGCUACACCGACCCCUACACAAAAGCCCCAAUGUCCCUGUUUGAAGCUAUGAACCAAGGACUGAUUGUGAAGAGCCACGGCAUUCGCCUCCUCGAGGCCCAGAUUGCCACCGGUGGCAUCAUCGACCCCGUGCACAGUCACCGCAUCCCCGUGGAGGUGGCCUACCAGCGCGGCUACUUCAACCAGGAGAUGAACCAGAUCCUCUCCGACCCCACCGACGACACCAAGGGCUUCUUCGACCCCAACACCCACGAGAACCUCACCUACAUGCAGCUCCUGGAGAGAUGUGUCCAAGAUUCAGAGACUGGGUUGUACAUGCUACAAGUUGUAAAGGAAAGAGGAAAGUACUUUUACAUUGAUGAGUCUACAAAACAAGUUUUGCGCUCUAAGCCCCUUGAAGUGAAAAUUGGAAAGUUUAAGGACCAAAGAGUUUCCAUCUGGGAAAUUCUCUGCUCUCAUUACAUCUCUGAGCAGAAAAGGAAAGAACUAGUGAUACAGUACAAAUGCAAAACCCUCACACUGGAAGAUCUUAUAGCUCUCAUUCUCAAAAUAAUUGAGGAUACCGAGCAAAGAGGGGAAGCCCUCAAGGUUAAAGGACUCCGGGGGGAUGUGUCAAUAUCAGAAUUGUUUAACUCUGAGAUAAUUGACAAGAAAACUCUAGAUCAGCUGCAGGAUGGGAGUCUCACGCUUGCCAGCCUCACAAAGAGGGACACCAUCAAAAGGUACUUGGAUGGCACUGGAUGCAUUGCUGGAGUUCUACUCCCAUCAAGGAAAGAGAAGAUGAGCAUCUACCAGGCCCUGAAAAAGGGCCUCCUCACAGAGCCAUGUGCACUGGGGCUGCUGGAGGCACAGGCUGCCACUGGUUUUCUCAUUGACCCACUGAAAAAUAAGAAGCUCUCUGUGAAUGAGGCCGUCCUGUCUGGGCUGGUGGGCAGCGAGAUGCACGAGAAGCUCCUGUCAGCAGAGAGGGCCGUGACAGGAUACACAGAUCCUCAUGCAGGAAAUAAAAUUUCCCUCUUCCAGGCCAUGCAACAAAAGAUAACAGUCAAGGAGCAUGGCGUCCGCCUCCUUGAGGCCCAGAUUGCCACCGGUGGCAUCAUCGACCCUGUGCACAGCCACCGCCUCCCCGUGGAGGUGGCCUAUCGGCGCGGAUAUUUGGAUAAUGAUACGUUUCUCCUACUUUCUGAUCCAGAUCAUGGUAGCAAAGGUUUUAUAGAUCCAAACACUCAUGAGAAAAUCAGUUACAGUCAACUCCUACAGAGAUGUUCCAAAGACAGAGAUACUGGAUUGUACCUGCUGCAGAUCAUGGAAAAAGAAGAUGAGGACAGAAGUGACGUCUGGUUCCAAGGACUGAGACAACAAAUAACAGCAUCAGAACUCCUCAGCGCACAGAUAAUCACAGAAGAAACAAUGGAAAAACUCAAUGAAGGAAAAGAGACGGCCCAAGAAAUAGCACAAAUGGAAAGUGUGAGAAGAUACCUUGAGGGAACUGGAAGUAUCGCCGGCGUGCUGGUGCCCUCCAAGGACCACCCCGCCAAGAUGGAGAAGAUGAGCAUCUACCAGGCCAUGUGGAAGGGCAUCCUGAGGCAGGGCACGGCCCUGGUGCUGCUGGAGGCGCAGGCUGCCACCGGCUUCCUCGUUGACCCGCUCACCAGCAAGAAGCUCUCCGUGGACGAGGCCGUCUCCUCCGGGCUGGUGGGCAGCGAGCUGCACGAGAAGCUCCUGUCGGCCGAGAGGGCCGUCACGGGCUACACCGACCCCUACACCGGCGACCAGAUCUCCCUCUUCCAGGCCAUGAAGAAGGAGCUCAUCGUCAAGGAGCACGGCAUACGCCUCCUCGAGGCCCAGAUCGCCACCGGCGGCAUCAUCGACCCCGUGCACAGCCACCGCCUCCCCGUGGAGGUGGCCUACCGGCGCGGCUACUUUGACCAGGAGAUGAGCCAGAUCCUCUCCGACCCCACCGACGACACCAAGGGCUUCUUCGACCCCAACACCCACGAGAACCUCACCUACAUGCAGCUCCUCCGCCGCUGCGUGCCCGACCCGGAUACUGCCAAGGACACCUACACCUUCCGGCAGGAGCGGCCGAGCCACCACGCUGUGGACGCCCGAGCCUGGUGUCUCCGUGGCAGGCGUCCCGGGAAGCGGUGGGACCAGCUGAGAAAGAAGACAAAAUGGAUCAUGCAAUCGGCACUGCUCAGCAAGGACAUCGGUUUCCAAACCACUUGCAGGUAUCGCACCAGCGCUGUCGCUGGCGGCGCAGCUGCAGCCGGCACACAGCACGCGCUCCGCUGA